Messenger RNA from Racocetra persica, 1138 nucleotides. Lineage: Eukaryota; Fungi; Glomeromycota; Glomeromycetes; Diversisporales; Gigasporaceae. The record is from the annotation of a GenBank genome assembly.
AUGUCUUUACCAGAAGGAUGGAUACAACGGUUCGAUCCAAAUCACAAACGGUAUUAUUAUAUUGAUAUCAAAAAUAAGACAACCACUUGGGAUGAUCCACGCCAACAAGGAAAUGUUCAACUUCAGCAAAAACAAGAAAUAGUUAAUCCUGUUCCUGAUAGUCCGUAUCAACAGUCACCAACAAGUAUCCAACAACCACAACAAAUUAUUACUGCUAUGCCCGUCCCCCAAAAGGAUAUCCCUGUUGUAGAUGAUCAAUUUCAAAAACAACAAAUCGUUAUGCCCGUCCCCCAAAAGGAUAUCCCUGUUGUAGAUGAUCAAUUUCAAAAACAACAAAUCGUUAUGCCAGUCCCCCAAAAGGCUGAAGAUGAUCAAUUUAAAAAACAACAAAUUGUUAAUCCUAUUCCUGUUCCCCAAAAGGAUUUCCCCGUUGUAGAUGAUCAAUUUAAAAAACAACAAAACGUUAAUACUAUUCCUGGUGGACAUCCUGUCGAUGAUCAGUAUCAACAAACAAGAAGUAUUCAACAACAGCAGCAACAAAAUAUCGGUAAUGCUAAUCCCAUGGGUGGACAAUAUCAACAACAAAACCAAAAUAUCAUUAAUGCUGUUCCCAUGGGUGGACAAUAUCAGCAGCAACAACAAUAUUCUGCCCCCAUUGGUGGACAAUAUCAGCAGCAACAACAAAAUUCGGCACCCAUUGUCGUUAAUAAUGGUCAAUAUCAACAACCACAAGUCGUUAAUGGUGGUCAAUAUCAACAACCACAACUCGUUAAUGGUGGUCAAUUUCAACAACAAAUAAUUCAGCAUCAGCAAAAAACCGUAAUAACUAAUGUUAACCCUCCAGCUUAUAAUAAUGGUAUUCAACAACCGCAACAAUAUAAUCAAAUGACUGGAAAUUUUAAUGGAAAUCAAGGCAUGAUGCCUAAUCAAAUGAAUAAUGGUGGUCAAAUGACUGGAAAUCAAGGCAUGAUGCCUAAUCAAAUGAAUAAUGGUGGUCAAAUAACUGGAAAUCAAGGCAUGAUGCCUGGUUAUCCUAAUAAACAGGAAAAAUUUCAUGUGGGUCAUACAAAUGCUUUAAACGUUCAUUUCGUGGAAAAAAUUCCUGUAAUGGAAAAAAUUACAAAAAAAUCUCAAAAAG